Molecule: messenger RNA, 1243 nt
Organism: Bufo bufo (common toad)
Lineage: Eukaryota; Metazoa; Chordata; Amphibia; Anura; Bufonidae
Gene: LCMT1
Product: leucine carboxyl methyltransferase 1
Exons: 11
Coding region: 69-1043 (324 amino acids)
Biological process (GO): C-terminal protein methylation
Cellular component (GO): cytosol
Molecular function (GO): protein C-terminal leucine carboxyl O-methyltransferase activity
Source: RefSeq, a predicted model, not a curated record
AAUAGCGUUGUAGCUGCCAAACGUCAACAGAACAAGCUGCGAGAGCUGCAGUGACAAACGGCGACGAGAUGUCCCGAGCUACCGGGCAGGACUCUGACACCGCGGACGAGGCCGUGAGGGGGACCUGCGACGACGCCUCUAUCUGCAAGAGGUUUGCGGUCAGUGUCGGUUACUGGAAGGAUCCUUACAUUCAGUAUUUUGUGCGACAAGCCAAGGAGCGCAAAGCACCGGAGAUAAACAGAGGUUACUAUGCUCGAGUACAAGGAGUUAAUCACCUGCUCAACGCCUUCCUUAAGAAGACAGAGUGCAAAUGUCAGAUAAUCAGUCUGGGGGCCGGGCUGGACACCACGUUCUGGAGAUUAAAGGAUGAAACUAUGCUCCCGCAGAAGUAUUUCGAAAUUGAUUUCCCCUCAAUAGUUGCCAGAAAACUAUAUAACAUAAAAUCAAAACCUCCACUGUCCAAGCCAAUAACGGAGGCACAUUCAGGAGAGUCACUGCUUCUAGAUUCUCACAGCCUGGACUCUUCACACUACUCCAUCAUCGGAGCAGACCUGAGAAACCUGAAGGACAUGGAGGAAAGGCUGAAGAAAUUUGGCAUGGACCCACAAUUGCCGACUCUUCUCGUGGCCGAAUGUGUGUUGGUUUAUAUGACGCUCGAGCAGUCUGGCAGUUUAUUGAAGUGGGCUGCAGGCACGUUCCCCACUGCCAUGUUUAUAAACUAUGAACAGGUGAACAUGGCAGAUCGCUUUGGACAAAUCAUGGUGGAGAACCUGCAGAGGAGGCAGUGUAACCUAGCCGGAGUAGAGGCCUGCCGAUCGCUCCAGUCGCAGACGGAGAGAUUACUAUCUAAUGGCUGGGAGGCGGCCGAUGCCUGGGACAUGAUUAAAGUGUACGAUAAUCUUCCCCGAGCUGAUGUUGUGCGGAUCGAGAAACUGGAAUUCUUAGACGAGAAGGAAUUAUUGGAACAACUUCUCCUCCAUUACUGCAUCAGCUGGGCCACCAGAGAUUCUCUAAACCUAGGUCUUGCAGAAAUCACCUUUUGAUCACGCACUGAGACACGGAUGCUGCUGCUGCUGCGAUGGCCCCUGGGUGCUGCGCCUGCACUGAGGAGACCUUCUUGUUUUUUUUUUUUUGUUUUUUUUUAGCAGAGGAGACCCGACCCUCUAAUCUGAUUUCAUCGACUCGACUGAACUGAUUGCACUAACGUUUGUGGCGUUUUUAAAUAAACGACUGCUCUCUUUGA